AUGGAUUCUGUAACGAAGAAAACGAGGCAAGAAGGAUCAGAAGUUACUGAAAGACUUAUUACAGAGACCGUAACCACAAGACUGACGUCCUUACCACCCAAAGGAGGGAGCAGCAGUGGUCUCAAAACAUCAUCUCACACUGGAGGGAGCGGAGUGGAAAAGAGGUCUUACACCCAUGGCAGCAGCUAUGUGACUUCAAGUGGAAGUGGUAGAUUGAAUUCAUCAUCAUCAUCUUCUGGCUACAGACAAACCCAGUCUCCCAGCUCUACUCUCACCAAAUCACCUGGCUCAACGUUUGAAAGAAAAACCUAUGUCAGCCGCCAUGCAACAUAUGAAGGGAGCUCCAGUGCCAACUCUUCUCCUGAGUUUCCCAGAAAGGAGUUUGCAUCUGCCUCCACGAGAGGGAGAAGCCAAAGUCGAGAGAGUGAAAUACGAGUCCGACUGCAGAGCGCAUCUCCCUCUGGCAGAUGGACAGAGUUGGAUGAUGUGAAACGUUUACUGAAAGGAAGUCGAUCAGCCAGCUGCAGCCCUACUCGAUCACCAUCAAGUACGCUUCCGAUACCGAAAAAGGCUGUGGUGGAGACAAAGAUGGUUACUGAGAGCUCUCAGUCAGUGUCGGGAACAUAUGAUACCACCAUCUUGAAUACUGCCCUCCCUUCGUACAUGUGGUCCUCCACUCUGCCUGCUGGGUCUUCUCUUGGUGGAUACCAUAACAGCUCUUCCUUGGUCAAUGCUAUGUCUCACUCUACAGGAUCAGUGUUUGGUGUUCCAAAUAACUUGGCUCCCAGCAAUCAUACUCUGAAUGCAGGCCUGAGCACUUCCUCUACAGUAUUUGGAGUUCAAAACAACCUGUCUCCAAGCUCUUCAACCCUGACCCAGAAUGCUACUGCAGCCUCAGCAGCAUAUGGAGUGAAGAACACUUCUCAGAGCAACACCAUGGCAAGUAGUGGUGUGUCUGCCUCAGCAGGAGGAACUGUUCUGAGCUCCCAGGGAGAUGACAUUCUGCGCAAAGACUGCAAGUUCGUGCUGCUGGAGAAGGAGAAUGCCCCAGCAAAGAAGGAGAUGGAGCUUUUGAUCAUGACAAAGGACAGUGGCAAAGUCUUUAGUGCCUCUAGCGCUGGGCUUAAUGGAGGAUCCUUUGUAGAAGACACCUUGAAGAAAGAGAAGCAGGGAUUUUCCUCUUCUUACGCUACAGAUACUGGCCUAAAAUCAGAUGCAAAUGGAGGACUGAAAUCCGUGCCAACAAGGGACAAAGCAACUUAUGCAGAAAUACGAAAUGGUGAUGUGGGGGGUGCAAUUGGAUCAGCACCAUCCUGGUGUCCUUGUGGUUCCUGCUGUAGCUGGUGGAAAUGGCUCCUGGGUUUGCUGCUGGCCUGGCUGCUUCUCCUUGGAUUGCUUUUUGGACUCAUUGCUCUGGCGGAAGAAGUGAGAAAGCUGAAAUCUCGUGUGGAGAACCUGGAAAAAAUCAAUGGUGGCCUUCUGACAAUUAACCAAAGGGAUUCAAAAAUAGAGAAGGAUGUUUCAAGAGUAGACUUUCUUCAUGGUAUUUCACCCUCCUCAACCUUCGCUUAUGAAAAUGAAGAGUCAGUUUGGUUGAUGGUGAAGAACAGACUGAACAAGGAAAUAGAACGAGGCUACUUCCGAGGGGAGAGAGGAGAACCUGGUGAGAAAGGUGACAUGGGAAUGCAAGGUCCCAGAGGAGAGCGAGGACUUCCUGGUAUCCCAGGCACUCCUGGUCCAAUUGGGCACCAAGGACCAGAAGGACCGAAAGGGCAGAAAGGCAGCAUGGGUGAUCCUGGCAUGGAAGGUCCCAUGGGACAAAGAGGUCGAGAAGGGCUACCAGGGCCUCGAGGGGAGCCUGGACCACCUGGGUUUGGAGAGAAAGGAGACAGAGGUGCUGUUGGUGAGCCAGGUCCUCCAGGGCCACCUGGUCCCCCAGGUUCUGCUGGCCUUAAAGGUCUGAUGGGUUCUCCAGGCCCACAAGGUCCUCCAGGUCCUCCUGGCCUACAAGGAUUUAGAGGAGAAGCAGGUCUCCCAGGUGCUAAAGGUGAGAAAGGAGCCACUGGAGCCCCUGGACCCAAAGGUGAUCAGGGUGAGAAGGGUCCUCGUGGAAUGACAGGUGAACAAGGCUCAAGAGGAAUGCCUGGACCUCCAGGAGAGCCAGGGGCUAAAGGACCUGUAGGACAAGCUGGUCGUGAUGGACAGCCAGGUGAAAAAGGUGAACCGGGUCUUACGGGAAUGCCUGGAGCCCGAGGCCCUCCAGGACCGUCUGGAGAUGCAGGACAGCCAGGUCUCACAGGACCCCAAGGACCACCAGGACUUCCAGGCAACCCAGGCCGACCAGGGGCUAAGGGAGAACCUGGAGCUCCAGGAAAAGUCAUAAGUGCUGAGGGUUUGUCAACUGUUGCUCUGCCAGGCCCACCAGGUCCCCCAGGUCCACCUGGCCCCACUGGACCACCAGGUGUUCCAGGUCCUGUUGGACCAUCUGGUCUCCCUGGACAGCAAGGUCCACGGGGUGAGAAGGGAUCCCCGGGUGAAGCUGUGGUAGAAACUAUCAGAACAGAAGUUUCAUCAUUAGCAUCUCAAAUGCUGGCAGAUUUACAAGGGCGAGGAGGACCACCAGGUCCCCCUGGACCACCAGGUGAAUCUGUGCAGGGACCCCCUGGACCUCGUGGCCCCCCAGGAGAAGGAUUGCCAGGACCUCCAGGCCCACCAGGGUUACCAGGAUCUUCCAUGUCCACCUCAGAAGCAUUCUUCACAGGCCCACCAGGUCCACCAGGCCCACCAGGCCCGAAGGGAGACCAAGGUGAACGAGGUCCACGAGGAUUCACGGGAGAACCGGGUGAGCCUGGCCUUCCAGCAUUCUCCUCCCAUGGUGACAGAGUCACCAUACAGGGACCUCCAGGAGUUCCAGGCCCGCCAGGCCCACCUGGACCCAAAGGUGAUGCAGGUGUUCCAGGCGCUCCUGGCAUCCCAGGAACAUCUCGAGGUGGAUCCAGACAAAUUCAGGGACCCCCAGGACCUCCUGGGCCACCUGGUCCUCCUGGCCCAGGCGGAAGUUCAUUGCAAGAGAUUCAGCAGUAUGUCACUGACUACCUGAAAAGUGACAACAUAAGGCAUUAUUUGACUGGUGCCCAAGGCCCACCAGGCCCUCCAGGCCCACCUGGAGUCAUCACCACCAUAGAUGGGACGAACUUGGAUUAUGCGGAGCUGGCUACCCGUGUCAUGAGCUAUAUGACAAGCUCUUCAGAUCGCUAUCAGUCAUUUGCCAGUUCGGUGUCAACUACAUCGAUUUUGUACCAAGAACUUCUGGACAUGCUGCAGAGAGAAGAAAUUCGUCAGUAUCUAAUUGGACCUCGGGGCCCACCAGGACCUCCUGGACCAGGGGGAGAUGGCAUGUCUUUGUCACUGGAUUAUGAUGAGCUGACUAGACGAUUUAUCAGCUACUUGACAAGUUCUGGGAUGAGCAUUGGGCUCCCUGGACCACCUGGGCCUCCAGGGACACCUGGAAUAUCUUACAGCGACCUGACAGCAUACCUGCGAAACUCUGAAUUCAGUGGUCUUGUCGGACCCCCUGGUCCUGCAGGACCCCCAGGACCUCCAGGGAUCCCUGGAUUACCUGGCACCUCUCUGGAGGACGUCUCUGCUUACCUACAAAGUGUGGGAUACUCCUCCCUCUCUGGAGUCCAGGGUCCACCUGGCCCUCCUGGCCCUCCAGGACCACCAGGCUUCUCAGGAACCGGCCUCCUGUCCUAUGCUGACAUCACCCACAGUGAUGAGUUCAGGAGCGAGCUGAUCCAGUACCUGAAGAGUGAUGAAGUUCGAAGCUACAUCUCAGGGCCACCUGGGCCUCCUGGGCCACAGGGACCACCAGGACCCAAAGGAGAUAGUGGCUUGGUGGCUGGGUCUAUGUCUUCAUCAUACCACGGGUUACGCACUUCUGAGCGGUUGCUUGGAGGAUCCCUUGGUGCUGAGGGAUCCCGUGGGGGAUCACUGGGCACAGGCAGCUCAUAUGGCAGCUCCGUGACCAGCGUGUCAUCUUACAGUGCCUCAAGGGGCAGUGAUGGCUCUUAUGAAGCUUCCAUGGGCAGUGACGGGUCUUUCGAUGCGUUGCUGACAGAGGAGGAAUCACACAGGAGAUCAGCAGGUUCAAGCAGAUCCUACAGCAACUCCUUCACUGGUUCCCUGGAUUACAACGAGCUGGCGCUCCGUGUGUCAGAGAGCCUGCAGAGCCAAGGUAUUCUCCAGGACCUGAUGUCUUACACUGCACAGGGACCUGCAGGUCCCCCAGGCCCUCCUGGUCCCCCUGGCAUCAGCAGGGUUUUUGCAGCCUAUGGCAAUGUCACUGAGGACCUCAUGGACUUCUUUAGAA
Molecule: messenger RNA, 4372 nt
Organism: Antrostomus carolinensis (chuck-will's-widow)
Lineage: Eukaryota; Metazoa; Chordata; Aves; Caprimulgiformes; Caprimulgidae
Gene: COL17A1
Product: collagen type XVII alpha 1 chain
Exons: 53
Biological process (GO): extracellular matrix organization
Molecular function (GO): extracellular matrix structural constituent conferring tensile strength
Source: RefSeq, a predicted model, not a curated record